UGCAUCUUGAUUCUCUCACAAUUCUUGGACUUCAUAUUAUAUUUUCAUCCUUUUGUUAUCGAGAGAACUCAAGAUCUCAGAAACCCAACUGAAAAAGCUAUCAAAUUUACCCCAAAUCACCAGUCCACAGCAGGUCCUUUUAAAGUUAUUGCCUUGGAUUCACUGAUUUUGGGUGAAUCCGGAGAUGGGUGUUGGUAUAUCAGUGUUGAUAGCCCUCAAGGCAACGGUUCUAUUCAUCUUCUUUACUUUCCUUAAGAACCUUGGUUUUUCAUUGUUGUCUCUGCCAUUCUUGUAUGCAUCGUUGAUAUCUUUUCUAGUUUCAAUUGCUUCUCACCCAUCCAUUGACCUGCCCAUGCUUUUGGGCAAGAAUUCAGAUGGGUCUUUCCCUAUCUGGUCAAUCAUUAUGUUCAGCCCCUAUUUAUUUUUUGUUAGAUUAUUUUGUUCACUGAGAAGAUUGAAAAGUGGUGAGGCACCCUAUAGUGAGAUUUAUGAGGGUGUGUAUGUUGGUGGGUGGCCUUCUUCUCCUGAUAAAUUACCUCCUGGUGAUCCUGCCAUUAUUGACUGCACUUGUGAGUUUCCUAGAAAGUCGGAACUGACUGGGCACGCUUAUUUGUGCAUCCCCACAUGGGAUACAAGGACCCCUCAGCCAGGCGACAUUGAGAGGGCUGUGAAGUGGGCAUGUCGAAAGAGGGCCCAGAAUAGGCCUGUCUUUGUGCACUGUGCAUAUGGUCAUGGAAGAAGUGUUGCUGUGAUGUGCGCGCUCUUAGUGGCUCUGGGUGUGGUGGAGGAUUGGAAGAAGGCUGAGCAGCUCAUCAAACAGAAAAGACCUUAUAUUCGAAUGAACGCUCUUCACCGCGAAGCCUUGGAAGAAUGGUCAAAGGACCGAUUAUCUCCUCCUAAGAUGACUGAAGGCAUGAAUGCAACUUCUGGGAUUCUCACUGAUGCUUCCCGUAGGCCUCGAUCGGACAAAGCUAGAGAAUAGAACUGAUUGAAAUGCUUCCUUAUCUAUGUUGUACUGCAAUAGCACUGACCAUUACCAACUCUUUCAAGGAUUGCUUAGUUAUUGUUUCUGACCAUUAUCAACUCUCUUCAAGGAUUGAUUACUUAUUGAUUUGUGGGUUAAAUUCAUUGAAUUCUGGUUUAUUA
Molecule: messenger RNA, 1146 nt
Organism: Tripterygium wilfordii
Lineage: Eukaryota; Viridiplantae; Streptophyta; Magnoliopsida; Celastrales; Celastraceae
Exons: 2
Coding region: 185-982 (265 amino acids)
Biological process (GO): protein dephosphorylation
Molecular function (GO): protein tyrosine/serine/threonine phosphatase activity
Source: RefSeq, a predicted model, not a curated record